Messenger RNA from Heterobilharzia americana, 594 nucleotides. NCBI's taxonomy places the organism in Eukaryota, Metazoa, Platyhelminthes, Trematoda, Strigeidida, Schistosomatidae. The record is from the annotation of a GenBank genome assembly.
AUGGCUGAUCAAAAGUUAACUAAAGCAAAAGUGAUUUUCGUGUUAGGUGGACCAGGAAGUGGUAAAGGUACACAGUGCGAGAAAUUGGUUCAAAAGUUUCAUUUCAACCAUUUGUCAAGUGGAGAUCUUUUACGCGCUGAAGUUCAAUCGAAUUCUUCUAGAGGUCAACAAUUAAAAGAUAUAAUGGAAAAGGGAGAAUUAGUCUCUUUGGAUAUUGUCCUAUCCUUAAUCAAAGAUGCAAUGGUUAAAUUGGUUGAUAAGAAUUGUUAUUUCCUUAUUGAUGGUUAUCCACGUGAAUUGGAUCAAGGUGUUCGAUUCGAAAAGGAAAUUUGUUCUUGUUUAUGCGUAAUUAAUUUUGAUGUGAGUGAAGAUGUAAUGCGUCAACGUUUAUUGAAAAGAGCAGAAACAAGUGGUCGAGUUGAUGACAAUGAAGAGACAAUUUUAAAACGUUUUCAUACUUUCAAUGAAUUAACAAAACCUGUAAUUGAAUACUACAAGAAACAAAAUAAAGUGAUCACUAUCGAUGCAUCUGGCACAGUGGAUAAGAUCUUUGAAAAUCUUAAUCAUGAACUUCAAAAAUUCGGUGUCAAAUAG